Messenger RNA from Equus caballus (horse), 998 nucleotides. Its product is annotated as keratin-associated protein 10-3. Gene Ontology annotation, cellular component: keratin filament. The record is from RefSeq and is a predicted model, not a curated record. NCBI's taxonomy places the organism in Eukaryota, Metazoa, Chordata, Mammalia, Perissodactyla, Equidae.
AGCCCCUGGCACCAUGCACACUCACACACACACACACUCACACACACACUCCACCCUCCUCCAGCCCCACCGCCCCACCAUGGCCGCCUCCACCCUGUCCGUCUGUUCCAGCGACCUCAGCUAUGGCAGCCGGGUCUGCCAGCCCGGUUCCUGGGACUCCUGCCCCGACUCCUCCUGGCGGGUGGACGACGGCCCAGAGAGCUGCUGCGAGCCCCCCUGCUGCGCCCCCAGCUGCUGCGUCCCGGCCUCCUGCCUGAGCCUCAUCUGCACCCCUGCCAGCUGUGUGUGCAGCCCCUGCCAGUCAGCCUGCACCAGCUCCUGCACGCCCUCGUGCUGCCAGCAGUCUGGCUGCCAGCCCUCCUGCUGCACCUCCUCCCCCUGCCAGCAGGCCUGCUGCGUGCCCGUCUGCUGCACACCCGUCUGCUCUGGGGCCUCCCCCUGCCCAGCCCCCUCGUGCUGCCAGCCCAGCCCCUGCCCCCCGUCCUGCUGCAAACCCUCCUCCUGCGUGUCCCUCAUCUGCCGCCCCGUGUGCAGGCCCGCCUGCUGCGUGCCCGUCCCCUCCUGCUGCGGCCCCGCCUCCUGCCAGCCCAGCUGCUGCCGCCCGGCUGCCUGCGUGUCCCUGCUCUGCCGGCCUGUGUGCAAACCCUCUUCCUGCGUGUCCCUGCUCUGCAGCCCCGCCUCGGCCCAGAAUUCCUGCUGCUGAGCAGCUCCGGCUCCUGCCUCUCGAGCUGCUGUCUCUGCUCCUGAGCACAGGUCCCUCCCAAGAGCCCGACCCUCAGAUGCCAAGAUCUCUCUCUCUCUGUUGGGGAUUUGCACACCCCGCCGCCGUCCCAUUCUGAGAAGAGAUGACCCGCAGAUCCCUCAAGGCAGGGACCUGGGGGAUCCGGGAGCCUCCUGUGCGGAUUGGUUGCCGGCAUUCGGUGUGACAAACGUCCAUGGCUAUAAUCAAUACAACGUCUGUGUCAGGAAAUCUGGCCCUCUGUGUCUUCUUUCCUCCU